Molecule: messenger RNA, 1743 nt
Organism: Closterium sp. NIES-65
Lineage: Eukaryota; Viridiplantae; Streptophyta; Zygnematophyceae; Desmidiales; Closteriaceae
Source: the annotation of a GenBank genome assembly
AUGAGAAUGCAGAGAGAGACUGGUUGUGAAGGUCGACUUGGCGUCGGAGUAGCAGCACCGUUUGGAGGUGUGGAUCACAAUAACCCAAGCGAGGCAGCUUCUAUCGAGAGGAAUUCAUGGGAGAAAGCAGGGGAGCAAGGAGGGGAAGGAGGGGAGCAAAGAAGAGAGCAAAGGAAGGCGCAACAGGAGUCUGGAUAUGAGGGUGAGCAACGGCAAUCCGCAAAGGGCGGCGAGCGCGUGCAAGAAGAUUCGGUUGCCCAUCAAGAGACAUUGAGAAUAAUGUCUUGGAACGCCAACAGUUUCCUGCUGCGACUGAGACACAACCGGGCGGAGUUGGUUGGCUUUAUCUGCAAGCACUCGCCUGAUGUCAUUGCCAUCCAGAGGUCGCAUCACUUUCUCUUGAACCCCUCCCCCUUUUUCCCCCUAUUUCCCUGCCUACUCUUCCACCAUUUCCCCCUCCCCCUUUCCCUUCCCCACUUCCCCCUUUCCCCCUCCCCUUACCCUUCCCCACUUCCCCCUUUCCCCCUCCCCCUUCCCUUACCACCUUCCCCGUCCCCCUCCCUUCCCCCCUUCCCCUUUCCCCCUCCCUCGCCCCCAUCUGGGGCGCAGGAGGUGCGCAUGCCAGCAGCAGGGCGGAAGGGCGGGCCUCUCAACCAAUCAGAGCUCAAGGAUGACACGAAGCAAGCCCGGGAGGAGAGGCAGUUUAUGCAGCAUGCACUGGCAUCACCACCGUUCUCCCUGUACCGGGUGUGGUGGUCCCUCGCCCCCACCAAGUAUGCCGGCACAGCCAUGCUGCUCAAACGCUCCCUGCUGCCCCGCCUCCUCUCCGCCUCCUUCUCCCUUGACGUGAGUGAGUUCAGUGCGGUUCAGUGUGGUGCAGUGCGCAGCAAGCAGGUAGAGAGCGUCGUUGCCAUUCUCCCUGUACCAGGUGUGGUGGUCCCUCGCCCCCACCAAGUAUGCCGGCACAGUCAUGCUGCUCAAGCGCUCCCAGAUGCCUCACCUCCUCUCCGCCUCCUUUUCCUUGGAUGUGAGGUGGACUUCUCCCUCUCCUUCUUCCAUCCUUCCGCUCCCCUCAACACCGACGUGGGAGCAACGGAACAGGGAAAACAGCGGAGGCAGCAGCACGAGGCAGACGGGAGGGCGAUCAUUUUGGAGUUUCCAUCCCUGCGCCUCCUCAACACCUACGUGCCAAACAAUGGCUUCUCCAAAGACUCUCCCAGCUUCCCCCGCCGAGCUGAGUGGGACGAUCGCAUCCGUCGGUUUCUCACCAGCGACGCUGUGCGAUCCAAGCCGUUGAUCUGGCUGGGCGAUCUCAAUAUUUCUCGUACGUUGACCGCUCUCCCGCUACCGUCCCACCGCCCUUCCUUCUCCCCUCCCAACACCAGUCCAACAGACAAUGACGUCAGCGACCCUGAGUUCUUCCGUUCGGCGACCAAUGGCGAGCCGGCCACUGAUCCCGGGGAUCGGGGGCAGCCAGGGUUCUCUCUCAACGAGCGGAUGAGAUUCGCCGAGACUCUGAAAAGGGCCGGCUUGACAGACGCGUAUCGCCACAUGCACCCCAGCAAGGACAUGCAGGCAGGCUUCACGUGGAGUGGCAACCCUGUGGGGAGGUACCGAGGCAAGCGCAUGCGGGUUGACUACUUCUGUGUGUCUAACAACCUUCUGCCCCGAGUGGCUGCAUGUGACAUUCACGGGCAAGGUUUCGAGGGUGAGGGUGAGUAUGGAUGCAGGGGAGUGGGCUGA